Molecule: messenger RNA, 4301 nt
Organism: Sinocyclocheilus grahami
Lineage: Eukaryota; Metazoa; Chordata; Actinopteri; Cypriniformes; Cyprinidae
Gene: gmpr
Product: guanosine monophosphate reductase
Exons: 9
Coding region: 232-1269 (345 amino acids)
Biological process (GO): nucleotide metabolic process
Cellular component (GO): GMP reductase complex
Molecular function (GO): GMP reductase activity
Source: RefSeq, a predicted model, not a curated record
UGCUGCCACUCCAGACUGAAUGCAAACGGAGGGGGGAGUAGAGAGAGAGAGGGAAGGAGCGAGUGUACAGGCCUUGCCAAAUAAAGCCAUGGGGGCCUGGGCAGUGACGGCCCUUUCUACGCUAUAAAUACGCUGUUCUUCUGCCGGUUCGGGUUUGGUGCCUGGAGCUCUGGACCAGCGACUGCACCAGCCCGGCUCAGGAGAUUCUCAUCUGCUCUCAGGCCCGUCACUAUGCCCCGGGUGGAUGCUGACCUCAAACUGGACUUCAAAGAUGUCCUUUUCAGACCAAAGAGGAGCAGUCUGAAGAGCAGGUCUGAGGUUGACCUGCAGAGGACCUUCACAUUCCGGAACUCAAAGCAGACGUACAAUGGCAUCCCGAUCAUCGCUGCUAACAUGGACACCACCGGCACUUUUGAGAUGGCACAGGUGCUCAGCAAGCACACACUCUUCACAGCCAUCCAGAAGCACUACUCCCUGGAGGAGUGGAAGACUUUUGCAGCCAGUCAUCCAGAGUGCCUUGAGCAUGUGGCUGCCAGCUCGGGCAGUGGAGCGGCGGAUCUGGAGAAACUGUGCAGCAUCCUGGAGGCCAUUCCUCUCAUCCAGUACAUCUGCCUGGACGUGGCCAAUGGCUACUCUGAACACUUUGUGGAGUUUGUAAAAAGAGUUCGGGAAAGGUUUCCAAAGCACACCAUCAUGGCAGGAAAUGUGGUGACAGGGGAGAUGGUGGAGGAACUCAUUCUGUCUGGAGCUGAUAUUAUUAAAGUGGGCAUUGGGCCAGGUUCUGUGUGCACCACACGCAUUAAGACCGGGGUGGGUUAUCCUCAGCUGAGCGCUGUUAUCGAGUGUGCAGACUCGGCCCAUGGACUGAAGGGACACAUCAUCUCUGACGGAGGCUGCAGUUGCCCUGGGGAUGUUGCUAAAGCUUUUGGCGCUGGGGCAGAUUUUGUCAUGCUGGGAGGAAUGUUAGCGGGGCACGAUCAGUGUGCUGGUGAAAUCAUUGAAAAAGAUGGCAAGAAGUUCAAGCUGUUUUACGGGAUGAGUUCAGACACCGCCAUGAAGAAGUAUGUCGGAGGGGUAACAGAGUACAGGGCAUCAGAGGGCAGGACGGUACAGGUGCCCUACAAAGGUGAUGUAGAAAACACCAUCAGGGACAUCUUGGGUGGCCUGCGGUCCACCUGCACAUAUGUAGGAGCUGCCAAACUCAAAGAACUGAGCCGCAGGACGACCUUCAUCAGAGUUACACAGCAGUCUAGCCAAAUGUUCAACUAGCCAUGCACGCUAAAAACAUGUAAACUCACAAAUACAGAUUCACAAGUUAAGGAAUAGAUGAACUGAAAAUAAUCCUGUGAAUUUGGAUGCACUGUCCCUUUAAAUGGCAGUCCAGCGAUACAUACGAAAAAAGAAAGACAUGUUCAUAAACAGUUUCAGUUUUGUGUGCUCUUUAGAUUCACGAAUCUACAGUAUCUGAUUCAUUAUGUAACUCACUCAAAACGCUAUUACACUCAUACAGACAGACCCAUGGAUACGGUUUCGCUCGGGAACCUUGCUGUACACCAGUGCAUUUCCUUGGAAAACCAAUUAUGUUGAAGCAUGGCUCAGUUUUGUUCAUUUCAAGUUCUCUAACGUAUGCAAUGUGUCUGCAUCUGUAUGAGACAGAGGGUGAAUAAGAAAACAGGACAAUACUGGGGCAAAUUUAGUCAUUCUUUGUAACUAUGCAAUCCAUUCUCUCCCUAGAGUGUAACAAUCAGCAUGACGGUUUGAGAGUUUGAGAGAAAGAAAUGACUGUUAGUGGAGGAUUUAAACACCAGCAGAGAAAAUUCUCUGCCACAUUAAGAUCUAGUCCCUGCGUGUCGUUGAUUUGAGCAGCGAGUGGUGCAUUGUGUACUGUUGUGAACUAUUUCUGCUGGCCUGCUUCCUUUGUGAUUGUACAGAGGGUGUGGUGGGAUGUCAUAUCAGACCAUAGGAAUGUGAAAACGGCUGCACCUCAUUUCUUCAGCAUGCCUUGUUAAAUGUAUUCCGAGUAAAACAUUACAUAUUAAGGAAUAAACAUCUGACUGAAAAUGUGGAUGUUUUAUGCUUUAAAAAGCUUUAUUUUUGUCAAUUAUGUGAUCAAAUGUGUUAUUUUGGAAUAAUGACUAACUAUAUGUAAUUCUAUUAUUAUGCUAAGAAAAGAACAGUCCAUUAAAACAUACAAAACAACCAGCAUACACUACAGUAACAGAAAUAUCCAAGUCCUCUCAGGUAAUUUUUACUACAAUUGAUAACUGAAAAGCAAGAUGGCGCCAAUUGAGUUUGAAUGAAACGAGAAAGAAAGAACGGCCUCUGUUCCCGAAGUUUCAUUUUUCACAUGAGGAUAUUUUUAAAAAGUCUUUGUUAAUGAGUUAUAAUACAUCAACCAAACCAACCAGCUAUAAGGUCAAACACAAGAUUACAAACUUUAGCAAAAUAGCAAAGAAAAUGUCCUUGAAAAUCAGAUAAAAGGCAAAGGUACAAGACUGAGAACAUGAGGGGAAUGAACUACAAUCCCAUAAAGCACUGCAAAUGCAAUCAAAAUAAAAACAAUCCAGAAAUAUAAAACUAUUGAUUUAAAGAUGUUGAUACAGAAACAACACUAUGUUUCUUGUAAAAUAUGCAUUACGCAUUUGAGAGCAUAGGAAGGCGGAUUUACAUUGCUUCAUGGGAGUGGCUGGGGACUUGGUGAUUUCUCUGGAGAAUCAUGGGUAAUUCCACUGUUGAAUGUAAUUAUUAAAAAAAUAAGUUAAUAUAAUGCAUAUACUAUCGAUUAACGACCUCGUAGCUCACAAUAGGUCUGUCUUUAAUGGUUUAUAAAUUGUUAAAAAUGAAUGGGAUUUUUUUUAAUCUUGGAACUCAACUGUUGCACUCUGUUGGGAACCCAAGCAAAUCCCACUGGAUCCACAAUGAUAGUGCAUUUCAUAUUUUUUAAUUGUGUGUACAUUCAGAAUUUUAUUAAUCAACUUACCUUCUUUUUAGACUACUGUACUGUGCUUGAAACUAAAUGGUAAACACAAGGACAGACAAGCAGACAGAGCUGAAUCGGUCUGGCUUAUUGUAUCAGUCAUAACUAUCUCCCAGUCAAGUGUGGGUUAGUCAGUGUCUGAUAAUAUCUCAUUGUCUUGCAUCUACACUUUUUCAAAUGAAUGAUCCAGCCCGGACCAGAAGUGAAUAUUCAAGGCCACCAACACCCACACUCCAUUGACUAGGUGCACUGGAGUCAAAGAAGCCUGCAGAAUACCUCUGUGUGCAAUUGUUUGCGAGUAUAUGUUCAUGUCCCACGCUGUCUGACAAAAACACUUUUGAAAUCCCAUUCUCACAAAUCACAAACUCCAAAAAGGGUGCAGUUUGCAAUUGGCACUAUAAUUUUUAUUAGUACGUGUAUACUGCAACAAUAAACUUGUACUGGUGUACAGACAAUUUCUUUUUUAAACAAAUUUGUUCACAACCUGAAUCAAAUAUUGUUUUGUUGUUCAGAAUAAUGAAAUAAGUUCUAACUAGAAAACCGGCAAGCACCAUCAAAGAAAGGGACCAAAAAAUCCAAGAAACAACGUGAGUGUAUCCUACAAAUAGACACACCACAAUUAGAAAAUAGAAUUUCAAUUCAAAUUUUUUUAUAUUAGUUUUCUUUUUAAAAAAGCUAGUGCAAGUACAAUAUUUUGCACAACUUACAGAGUAUGCACGCAUAUGGAAAUAAAAUGGACCAAAAGAAAAAGAAAAAGGCCUUUCACAAUGAUUUCCUACCUAGGGCUUUAUAUUUAUAUUUUUAUUAUCUAGUGUCCUUUACUAAAUAAGGUGCAAAACACUACUUCCUCUCCUAAUGACCAUCUCUUGCUACUGGCCAGACUCCUCUGAUACAAUUUCCUAGAAAAUAGAACCUCGGGAUUGGAUGUGACAUUCAAUUUUUCUUUAACAGUCUCGCUCAACAUUUCUGUGUGGUGUCUUACACACUAUAGGUCCAGUAAAUCCACAGCACUGAAGCUAUGGAGAAAACAACAACACUGACAAUAUGCCUCCACCCAGUCAUUGUUUUCAAACAGUAGGUAAAGGUCCAAUCCGGAGGUUUUAUACUCGUGGAUCUUUCUGCCCAAUGGCAAGUGAAAAAAGAAACUAGAAACAGCUUCCAUUUCCCUUCCAAUGGAAGACUUCAAAUCUCUUUAUGACAAGACCUGCAACACCUCUAGUCCAGCAAGCCCGGGGUAUUACUGCUAUAUCUGAACCCACUCCUUCCUGAGGAAUGACCAAUGGCUUCCUGUGUAUCACAAAACACUUUUUAGUCUCAAAAGGGG